AUGCGCAAUUUGCUCGAAAGACGGCCUGGUGGCUCUAGUGCCGGAGAUGCUGGGAAUGUGUUUACUAUACGAGUGUAUUUCCUGGCUAUCGUCACCUCAAUGGGGGCGUUCCUAUUCGGAUAUGACAUGGCCUUUAUCGGCACAUUGAUUGAGUUACACUCCUUUAAGAAGGACUUCGGGUUGGAGCACGCUUCCAAGUCUGUCGAGGAUGCCUUUGCAGCCAAUAUUGUAUCGCUCUUACAAGCGGGCUGCUUCUUCGGAUCUCUCAUCUCUGCCCCGCUGAGUGAUCGUCUUGGACGCAAGCUUGCUCUCGCGUUGGCGGGCCUGACCUUCUGCGUCGGAACAACUAUGCAGGUUGCAUCGUUGGGAAGGGAGGCUGUGAUGUUUGUAGGAAGAUUUGUUUGUGGUCUCGCUGUCGGUGCUGCAAGUAUGCUCGUUCCCUUGUACACGGCCGAGUGCUCUCCACCUCAAAUUCGGGGGCGUCUGGUCGGUAUAUUCGAGAUUGGCGUUCAGGUGGGAAUGUGCAUCGGAUUCUGGAUAAACUACGCUGUCGAUCAAACUAUGGCACCGUCGACCUCCCAAUGGUUGACGCCAUUUGCCAUCCAAUUUGUUCCCGGAGGGCUUCUGAUUAUUGGUCUGCUUUUCCUUCCCGAAUCUCCGAGAUGGAUUGCAAGGGUUCGGGGACAGAGGUUCGCCAGGCAAUCCCUGUCGUACCUGCGGGGACUCCCCGAAACUCAUCCAUCUGUGGAGUCGGAACUCAAUGAUAUCAUUGCCCAGAUCGAGGACGAAAGGGCGAAUAACCCCGGAAAGGGACUCUGGGUCGAGAUCAAAGAGCUAACGCACCCUGGUAUCAGAGACAGGCUCUUCCUGGGUUUCAUGAUUAUGGUUUUCUUCCAAAUGGCUGGCUCCAACGCGAUCAAUCAUUACUCUCCUCGAAUAUUCCGAUCGAUCGGUCUAACUGGUAGUAAGACCACUCUGAUUUCGACGGGGCUCUAUGGAAUAGUCCGACUGGUCGCUGUUUGCAUCGCCAUGUAUUGGAUUGUCGACCGCUUGGGGCGGACGCGAAUGUUGAUUUGGGGGAGUGCUCUGAUGGCGUUUUGCAUAUGGUUUAUUGGGCCUUUCGUUAAGCUACACGCUACCACCAACCACGCUGCCGCUGAGGGACACAUCAGUGCCGGAUCAUAUGCCGCCGCCGUGUUUAUCUUUGUUUAUGCCGUCGGCUUCUGUUUCAGUUGGGCUGGCGUACCAUGGAUCAUCUGCUCGGAGAUCUACCCGUUACGCGGGCGGAGUCUUUGUGUGGCCAUCUGUACGGCUACCCACUGGCUUCUGAACUUCGUCAUUGCCCGCAGUGUCCCUUAUAUGAUUCGGAAUAUCAAAUACGGAACGUAUUUCUUCUUUGCCAGUUUCCUGACCCUGGCGAUCCCGUUUGUGUGGUUAAUGGUGCCGGAGACGAAGGAGCUGAAACUCGAAGAGGUGGAUGGUGUCUUUCAAAAUCGAACCUUUUGGGGAAGACAAAAAUCUCAGUUACCUCGCCGGGAUCGUGCUUAUCCUGGUUCUGUGGAUGCUGGAAAGGCCGAGACUGGGAGAGUUGAAGAUGUCAGGGGCGCCGGAGUCAAGGAGGUUGAGAGGGUGGAUACUUUGAAGAAGUAUUGGCUUAACACCCUGCCUGACUGA
This is a messenger RNA of Aspergillus bombycis, 1674 nucleotides long. Its product is annotated as putative sugar transporter. The record is from RefSeq and is a predicted model, not a curated record. Bases 1 to 1674 code for a protein of 557 amino acids. Lineage: Eukaryota; Fungi; Ascomycota; Eurotiomycetes; Eurotiales; Aspergillaceae. Gene Ontology annotation, molecular function: carbohydrate:proton symporter activity. Gene Ontology annotation, cellular component: membrane. Gene Ontology annotation, biological process: transmembrane transport; carbohydrate transport. The transcript has 4 exons.